GUAAAAGUGACGUCAGCGAAGGACAAAUUGAUCAAGCUCGAGGACGUCCGGCCUCUGUGAGCCGCCGGCAGCUGAGCGGAGGCGCCAUUUUAAGACGCACGGAGAGAACAACUCACCUGCCGCCCCGACCACAUCAUGUACCCGACCACCCUGACACAGCUGGCCCGGGCCAACCCGUUCUGCGCCCCGCUCUUCACGCUGCAGAAAGCCGAGGAGCCCCGACACAGCCCCGCCGAGCAGGGACACAGCCGGCGCCGGCUGGCAGCCGCCGCGGUCAGCGAUGAAGUCAGCUGUGAUUUUGGGUCUAUGAAAUACUAUGCACUGUGUGGUUUUGGAGGAAUCCUGAGUUGCGGAAUCACACACACAGCUGUUGUGCCCUUGGAUUUAGUGAAAUGCCGUCUGCAGGUGAAUCCCGACAAGUACAAGAGCAUUUUCAAAGGUUUCUCCAUCACAGUCCGCGAGGAUGGGAUGAGGGGUCUGGCCAAGGGCUGGGCUCCCACCUUCAUCGGCUACUCCAUGCAAGGGCUGUGCAAGUUCGGCUUUUAUGAGGUCUUCAAAAUCUUUUACAGCAACCUGAUGGGUGAGGAAAAUACGUACAUGUGGAGGACGUCUCUGUACCUGGCCGCGUCCGCCAGCGCGGAGUUCUUCGCGGACAUCGCUCUGGCUCCGAUGGAGGCCGUGAAGGUCCGUAUCCAGACCCAGCCUGGCUAUGCCAACACCCUGAGGGAGUGCGUCCCCAAGAUGUAUGCUGAGGAAGGACUCUGGGCCUUCUACAAGGGGGUGGUGCCGCUGUGGAUGAGGCAGAUCCCAUACACCAUGAUGAAGUUCGCCUGCUUUGAGCGCACGGUGGAGGCCCUGUACAAGUUCGUGGUGCCCAAACCACGCAGCGAGUGCUCCAAGUCCGAGCAGCUGGUCGUCACGUUUGUGGCUGGUUACAUCGCUGGUGUGUUCUGUGCGAUCGUGUCUCACCCUGCUGACUCCGUGGUGUCGGUGCUGAACAAGGAGAAGGGAAGCACAGCCCUGCAGGUGCUGAAGAGGCUGGGCCUGAGAGGCGUGUGGAAGGGCCUGGUGGCCCGUAUCAUCAUGAUCGGCACGCUGACGGCCCUGCAGUGGUUCAUCUACGACUCGGUGAAGGUCUACUUCAGGCUGCCCCGCCCCCCUCCCCCCGAGAUGCCCGAGUCCCUGAAGAAGAAGCUGGGCCUGGCAGAGUGAAGGCUGCCCACCAGCGUGACAGCUCUGCCGCGGCACAGAUCUCCGUUUUAUAUAUUUAACAGUACAACAACAAACAGUCCGUGGCCGAAUGGGUCUGACGCGGUCUAGAUGUGUGUGUGAUUGUGUGGGGAAAGGGGUCAAUGAGCCGAGGGACAGUGGCGUGGGGGCGGACAGACCCAGGAACGUGGUUUGGUUUUAUCAACUCCUGUCUUUAGUUUUUGUGGAUAUAAUAAUUAAAAGACAAACCUGGACACCUACUACAUUUGAUUUUUUUUUUAAUUAAGGAUUUUCAGUUUUGGGUGCAAUUCAACUGUUCCCUCACUUCUUGUUUUUAAAAUUCACCUGAAUAGAACUGAUCUCAUCAGCAAUGUUUAAAUUACUGCUAUAAAGAUUUGAGGAGUGCUUCACCAUGCAAUAAAGCAGGUCUUUCAGUCAGUUCACAAUUGUAUUGAAUGCAACUUGAAGUCCGAAAUACACUGUUGUCCCCUCAGAACUUCAGAAAAACGAAUAUAAAGUGAAUUUGGCUUGAGAAAUA
Messenger RNA from Lepisosteus oculatus (spotted gar), 1747 nucleotides. It is a transcript of the gene slc25a3b, whose product is annotated as solute carrier family 25 member 3b. Gene Ontology annotation, cellular component: mitochondrial inner membrane. The record is from RefSeq and is a predicted model, not a curated record. Gene Ontology annotation, molecular function: phosphate transmembrane transporter activity. NCBI's taxonomy places the organism in Eukaryota, Metazoa, Chordata, Actinopteri, Semionotiformes, Lepisosteidae. Gene Ontology annotation, biological process: mitochondrial phosphate ion transmembrane transport.